This is a messenger RNA of Bursaphelenchus okinawaensis, 2699 nucleotides long. Lineage: Eukaryota; Metazoa; Nematoda; Chromadorea; Rhabditida; Aphelenchoididae. The record is from the annotation of a GenBank genome assembly.
AUGAGCAACACUACUAUAGACUACCCAUACACAGGAAACUUUUCUACUGUUGAAAACGAAUAUGUAAGUUCAAGGUUUAAGUGUAACAUGGCUACAAAACAUAAAAUAGCAAGAACUUUCUUUACAAAACAAAAUGGCAAGAACUUUCUUUACAAAACAUAAAAUGCAAAAACUUUCUUUGCAAAACAUGAAAUGGCAAGGACUUUCUUUACAAAACAAAAAAUUGCAAGAACUUUCUUUACAAAACAUUAAAUGGCAAGAACUUUCUUUACAAAACAAGAAAUGGCAAGAACUUUCUUUACAAAGCAUUAAAUGGCAAGAACUUUCUUUACAAAACUAAACUGACAAUAAAUUUCUUUACAAAACAUAAAACUACAAUAACUUUCUUUACAAAGCAUAAAAUAACCUUAUUUUACCUUUUUCAGCUCUACAAAACUUACUACGGCAAGGGCGUCCAGUUUGAGCUCUUAUUCACACCUAUAAUCUACUUUACCUGUAUGUUGGUCAGUUAUGGUGGUAAUGCGGUUGUUAUCAUUGCUACUAUCUCUAAUAAGUACGUUUUCAUAGUAACAUUAAUUCGUAUAAAAAGUAAUGAGCUACUAAACUUUAUAUCAGUUAUGGAGUUUUAGCUCAUUGUUUUUUAUACAGUUUAUUACACUGUUCAAAUAAUUUUGUGCUCCCUCUCAAAGCAAAUUCAUGGAUUAAGGAGGCACAGAAUUAAUUAAACAAACUAAUAGUUAUAAGAAGUAGCUCAUUACUUUUUAUACAACAUUAAAAUUUGUUCAAAUAAUUUAGUGCUCUCUCUUAAAGCAAAUUUUUAGUAUUAGAGGGCUCAGAAUGCUAUGAACAACUUAACAUAGCUCAAGGUAAUGUAUAUCUUACUAGCUAUGUGAAGUAGCUCAUUAUUUUUUAUACAAUGUAAAAGGUUGUUCAAAUAAUUCUGUGCCUCUUUUCAAAGCAAAUUUUCGGAGUUAGAGGGCUUAGAAUUAUUUGAACAACUUAAUAUAGCUCAAGGUAAUAUGCAUCUUACUAGUUACGAACAGUAGCUCAUUAUUUUUUAUACAAUGUUAAAGGUUGUUCAAAUAAUUCUGUGCUCGCAUUUAAAGCAAUAUCUUUGCUUACUAUAUAUGUAUGUAACACUCUAUAUCACACUUCAGAAACCUCCACGGCUCCUACAACUUUCUUCUCUGCAUGGUAUGUUUGGGUGACAUGAUGCAUUUGUCUACUCACUGGCUCUACCUUGGUAACAUGGCUACCGGCAACAACUUUAUCCCAUAUAAAUACUGCUUUUACGCUGAUUGCUUCUUCCAAGUUGGAGCAACAUUGAGCAUUACCAUGACCUUCUUUGUCGGUAUCGACCGGUUGAUUGGCGUUUCAAUGCCGACGACUUACAGAGGGUUGAAUGUGUAUAUGUACGACGGAUUCUUCUUGUUUAUUGCUCUGGCAUUCUCGGCUUUGGUGUUUGUGUUGGGGUUACAACAUUCGUGGGGACCUUUUGGAGAGGAGUAAGUUGGUUGGGCAAGGUCAGGGGCAAAGCCAAGGUCAAGGCCAAGGUAAGAGUAGUGUAGAGUAGGAUAAGGUAUGUUUAGGUUGGGUAGGAAAAGCCAGAGUAAGUUCAAGGCAAGGCCAGGGGCAAGGUCGGUAGAUUCUCCUACAUCUUCAAGUCUUACAGUGCUUCAAUAGGGUAGGGUAGGGUAGGGUAGAGUAGGGUAGGGUAGGGUGGGGUAGGGUAGGGUAGGGUAGGGUAGAGUAAGGUAGGGUAGGGUAGGGUAGGGUAGGGUAGGGUAGGGUAGGGUAGGGUAGGGUAGGGUAGGGUAGGGUAGGGUAGGGUAGGGUAGGGUAGGGUAGGGUAGGGUAAGGUAGGGUAGGGUAGGGUAGGGUAGGGUAAGGUCGAUUCUUCUGCACCUUCAAAACUUACAGUACCUCAAUUCCAGACCAAUUCAAUGCCGAAUCAUUGACAGCUUUGGUGGUGCAGCUGGUGCAGUUUGGUUCCGAAUGUGUGUGAUACUCAAUCUACUUGACAUCUUCGUGUACACAGCUGUGUGGAUAUUGAUAAAGAAAAAGGCGGGUACAUCUGAUGCUAUGAGGAAGGUGUUCAAGUCAUUGGUGGUGAUCAUGAUUACUGUGGUAGUCGGGUGGAUGUUGGAUGCGUUUGUUGAAGCUAUAUUACUACCUUAUGGUAAUAUACCAAUCUCUCAUUGGUACUACUAUGAGAGUGUGUUUGGUAUUUUUAUCAACUUGGCUUCGGCUUCGAAUGUGUUUGUCAUGUACUUCUUUAGGUAAGAAAAUUGGUAAGAAGAGAGGCAGUAGGUUGCUCACAUAAUUCUGUGCCCCUCCUCAAAGCAAAUUUUUGGGGUUAGGGGGUUCAGAAUCAUUCGAAUAACUUAAUAUAUUAAUAAAAGCAUCCAAAAGCUCGUAUUUUACAUUAGUACUAUGUAGCACCCCAUAUUGUACGUUAGUGCUAUAUAGCACAUCGUAAUUUACAUCACUACUAGUUAAUAAGUUGUACUUUCCAUUCGUACUAUAUAGUACGUAGUACUCUACAUUAGUACUAUAUAACAUGUCGUACCCUACAUUAGUACUACAUAUUAUGUAUGUUCAGUGCCGAGUACCAACUAACAAUUCAAAGACUGUUCAAAAUGAAAGGCUCUGUCAGUGGUAAAGCCGGCAUGGUCACCUCUUCAAAUAUUCAAAUUUAA